Messenger RNA from Aspergillus ibericus CBS 121593, 567 nucleotides. RefSeq lists its product as uncharacterized. The annotation marks the transcript as partial. NCBI's taxonomy places the organism in Eukaryota, Fungi, Ascomycota, Eurotiomycetes, Eurotiales, Aspergillaceae. The record is from RefSeq and is a predicted model, not a curated record. The transcript has 2 exons.
UUAACCAAUAGAGCUCGGUUCAAAUUUAGCCUGGGUGGAGCCACGCACGAGGCCGUAAAUGAUGGCCAGAUCACCGUUAAUUUCCCUGGAAGCAUUUCAGGGUCUGAUCGAAAAUCCUACCUAUCAGUUGUGAGUCUUGAAUGUAAUACCCGGAGUGCAGGGGGCUUGAAACGUGGUUUCGGGGAACAGGAAACCUUCAGUCCGACAGUAUUCGCCCAAGAGAUUGCUGAAUUGGUAGGAGCUAUGUAUGCGCAGCAGCAGACCCCGCUACCUGUCAAGCACCAAGAUCAGGAGCUAUUUGUCCUCAGCAUGCAUGGGUCCCUUUUCUACGUUAGUGCCGCCUAUUUCUCGCCUCGGUAUAUGGCGUAUAUUCAAGAGGGAUCUUACUCGGGGGACGACACCUUUCUAUGGGUUCGACGAUCAAUUCACUUUGACCUCAAAAAAGUCGAAGACAGAGGGGAGGCGCUCGGGUUUGUCUGGGGGCUGGUCAGUUAUAUAAGUAGUGGGAAUGCGCGAGUCAAUAUUGUGAGUUCAGCGAUUCAUGAAGCGAGCAUUUCAGUACCAUAG